Messenger RNA from Myotis brandtii (Brandt's bat), 4987 nucleotides. RefSeq names its product transportin 2 (gene TNPO2). The transcript has 25 exons. The record is from RefSeq and is a predicted model, not a curated record. Gene Ontology annotation, cellular component: cytoplasm; nucleus. The coding region runs from base 271 to 2964 and encodes 897 amino acids. Gene Ontology annotation, biological process: protein import into nucleus. Lineage: Eukaryota; Metazoa; Chordata; Mammalia; Chiroptera; Vespertilionidae. Gene Ontology annotation, molecular function: nuclear import signal receptor activity; small GTPase binding.
GUGACCCAACUCGGCGGGGCCUGGGUCUCCCGGGUGCACGGCCACGUGCGACUGCUGCUGCUUCCGAUUGGCUUGGUUGGGCCAAUUUGAACGGCGUACGGGAGCCGCCGCGGCUCAUGUGGGGCCGCGUUUGUGUAUGUAUGAGUGUGUGGUUCUUUUUUUUUUUUUUUUUAAUUCCCUCGCUUUGGCUCCCUCCUUCCGCGCGAGUCUCACGAGAAGCCGCAGCACAAGGCGCCGCCGCUGCUGCCUCGGGCCGGCUUGCCUUGCACCAUGGACUGGCAGCCAGACGAGCAGGGUCUGCAGCAGGUCCUACAGCUGCUUAAAGACUCGCAGUCACCCAAUACAGCCACUCAGCGAAUCGUGCAGGAUAAACUCAAACAACUGAACCAGUUUCCCGACUUCAACAACUACCUGAUCUUUGUCCUGACCAGACUCAAGUCAGAAGAUGAGCCUACUCGCUCUCUCAGCGGCCUCAUCCUCAAGAACAAUGUGAAGGCGCAUUACCAGAGCUUCCCGCCGCCUGUGGCGGACUUCAUCAAGCAGGAGUGUCUGAACAACAUCGGAGAUGCCUCAUCCCUCAUCCGAGCCACCAUAGGCAUUCUCAUCACCACCAUCGCUUCCAAGGGUGAGCUGCAGAUGUGGCCUGAGCUGCUGCCCCAGCUGUGCAACCUGCUCAACUCGGAGGAUUACAACACAUGUGAGGGAGCCUUUGGCGCCCUGCAGAAGAUCUGUGAAGACUCGUCUGAGCUCCUGGAUAGCGAUGCCCUCAACAGGCCCCUCAACAUCAUGAUCCCCAAGUUCCUGCAGUUCUUCAAGCACUGCAGCCCCAAGAUCCGGUCCCAUGCCAUCGCCUGUGUGAACCAGUUCAUCAUGGACCGGGCCCAGGCGCUGAUGGACAAUAUUGACACUUUCAUUGAGCACCUGUUUGCCCUGGCUGUGGACGAUGACCCUGAGGUGCGGAAGAAUGUGUGCCGCGCCCUGGUGAUGCUGCUGGAAGUGCGAAUCGACAGGCUUAUCCCCCACAUGCAUAGCAUCAUCCAGUAUAUGCUGCAGAGGACCCAGGACCAUGACGAGAAUGUGGCCCUUGAGGCCUGUGAGUUCUGGCUGACGCUGGCCGAACAGCCCAUCUGCAAGGACGUCCUGGCCUCCCACCUGGUCCAGUUGAUCCCUAUCCUGGUGAAUGGGAUGAAGUACUCGGAAAUCGACAUUAUCCUGCUCAAGGGAGAUGUGGAAGAGGACGAGGCAGUCCCCGACAGCGAGCAGGACAUUAAGCCCCGCUUCCACAAGUCGCGCACGGUGACACUGCCCCACGAGGCCGAGAGGCCUGACGGCUCUGAGGAUGCUGAGGAUGACGAUGACGAUGAUGCUUUAUCGGACUGGAAUCUGAGAAAGUGCUCCGCGGCUGCACUGGAUGUCUUGGCCAAUGUCUUCCGGGAGGAACUAUUGCCCCACCUCCUUCCCCUGCUCAAGGGCCUCCUCUUUCACCCUGAAUGGGUCGUCAAGGAGUCGGGCAUCCUAGUGCUGGGCGCCAUCGCUGAAGGCUGUAUGCAGGGCAUGGUACCCUACCUUCCCGAGCUGAUCCCACACCUCAUCCAGUGCCUGUCGGACAAGAAGGCCCUGGUUCGUUCCAUUGCCUGCUGGACGCUGAGUCGCUACGCCCACUGGGUGGUCAGCCAGCCGCCAGACAUGCACCUCAAGCCUCUGAUGACAGAACUGCUCAAGCGCAUCCUAGAUGGCAACAAGAGGGUGCAGGAGGCAGCCUGCAGUGCCUUUGCCACCCUGGAGGAGGAGGCCUGCACAGAGCUGGUGCCCUACCUCAGCUAUAUCCUGGACACUCUUGUCUUUGCCUUUGGCAAGUACCAGCAUAAGAACCUGCUCAUCCUCUAUGAUGCCAUCGGCACCCUGGCUGACUCUGUGGGCCACCAUCUCAACCAGCCGGAAUACAUCCAGAAGCUGAUGCCUCCGCUCAUCCAGAAGUGGAACGAGCUCAAGGAUGAAGACAAGGACCUCUUUCCUCUGCUGGAGUGUCUGUCAUCCGUGGCCACUGCCCUGCAGAGCGGCUUCCUGCCCUACUGCGAGCCUGUCUACCAGCGCUGCGUCACCCUAGUGCAGAAGACACUGGCCCAGGCCAUGAUGUAUACCCAGCACCCUGAGCAGUACGAGGCUCCCGAUAAGGACUUUAUGAUCGUGGCACUAGACCUGCUCAGCGGCCUGGCCGAGGGCCUGGGUGGUCACGUGGAGCAGCUGGUGGCCCGAAGCAACAUCAUGACACUGCUGUUCCAGUGCAUGCAGGACUCGAUGCCUGAAGUUCGGCAGAGCUCCUUUGCCCUCCUGGGAGACCUCACCAAAGCCUGCUUCAUCCACGUCAAGCCCUGUAUUGCUGAGUUCAUGCCCAUCCUGGGCACCAACCUGAACCCUGAGUUCAUCUCUGUCUGCAACAAUGCCACCUGGGCCAUUGGCGAGAUCUGCAUGCAGAUGGGGGCAGAGAUGCAGCCCUACGUGCAGAUGGUCCUCAACAACCUGGUGGAGAUCAUUAACCGGCCCAACACACCCAAGACCCUGCUGGAAAAUACAGGUCGCCUGACGAGUCCCUCUGCCAUUCCAGCCAUUACCAUCGGCCGCCUGGGCUACGUGUGCCCACAGGAGGUGGCACCCAUGCUGCAGCAGUUCAUCCGGCCUUGGUGCACAUCCCUCAGGAACAUCAGGGACAAUGAGGAGAAGGACUCAGCCUUCCGAGGCAUCUGCAUGAUGAUAGGCGUCAACCCCGGGGGCGUCGUGCAGGACUUUAUUUUCUUCUGCGAUGCUGUAGCCUCCUGGGUGAGCCCCAAGGAUGACCUUCGGGACAUGUUUUAUAAGAUUCUCCAUGGCUUCAAAGACCAAGUUGGAGAGGAAAACUGGCAGCAGUUCUCAGAGCAGUUCCCGCCGUUGCUCAAGGAGAGGUUGGCUGCCUUCUACGGGGUCUAGAGGAGCAUUGAGACUGCCGGUUUCUGUCUGCGUCGUCAUCGGAGGGGUGGCUGGGGAGCACACCGCGUCCAGAAGUUGCCGUGCCCUGGUCAAGGGGGGUUAGGGAGGAGUGAGUGGGACCCAAAUCCAGAUGCCUUCCCUGCCCAUCUACCUGCCAUGCCUGGCCUGUGUGGCUGGCAGUGGUGGGCAGGUGGGUGGGGCCUCCACACUCGUCCUACAAAUGGGAGGGGGGUGGGACUUCUUGGCAGCAAGGGCCCCUUUCUCUAAGUAGGGUCACCCCAGGCAGCCCACACGGGCCAGCCAUGUGGGAGGGAAGAAUCAACACCGCCGACCGAAUCCAGCUUAGGGUGAGGCAGGGGGAAAGCAGGCGGGUAGGGGGGGUCCCUGUAGAGGUGCGGACACACACGUACACACGUGGCUACACGCAUGUGUGGGCGCUGCAGCCAGCUAGGCUGGGUCAGCUGCCCCACCAUUUCCCUGACUGCAUGGAGACAGUAGAAUUAGUGAACCCCUGAGUUAACCCAUGAGGCCUUCCGUGUAACCUGCAUCUAGAGUUUAAGACGCUUCAGCCGUUUUACCAGAAUUGAUGAUGAUUGGGGAGGGCUGGGUGGGUUGGGGUCCUUUGCUGGGAACCCAGGGCGGGAUAAGAGGAUGGCCACCUUGGGGCUGCCCUGUCAGCACACACACACACUUUGGACCUGCUCAGCACACUUCUGCCAGCUCUACGGCAGCCGCAGCCACCAUGUCCCUCUCCUUGUCUCAUCCCAGCCAGAAGAGUGGGGACCAGAGGAGUGGCUAGGGCUGGUCAGAGGUCUCCCUUCCUCCCUCCCUUGUGCUCCAGUGACAUGAAGACACUGGGCUGGGGCCUUUUUCUGGAAGAGAGCUGCAGUGGCCAGAGCGGCUGACACCUACCCCUGCCUCUUUCCACAAGCGUGUCCAUUUAAAGGGCAGUCUGUUUCUCUGUGCUCCUGAGAGUCCUCCUCAAGUUCCAGGCCCAAGUUUUUAUAAUAAGGGCUGGGGCAUUUAAUUGAUGUUGAUGAGACAAAAGCUUAUGCUUUGCCAGCAAGAAGGAAAGCAAGGGCUUAGAGGAGGAGUGGUGAGGCCCUGAGUCUUCCUGUUCAUCACUGCUCCCAGCGGACCCAAGAGCCUACCAGAUUGGGGCAGUGAUUCUAGGGAUCCUUCUGGGAUUGGCCAGGGAUAUGGUCACAGUGAGAGAGGAUCCCCUAGAACUAGAGGGAAUGUGAUUCUGAGUUGGCCUAGAAAUGAAGCUGGGCCCUGCAGCCCCCCUAAUGUUUUCUUUUUUCUCCUCCCCUGCUUUUUACUUUAGGGAUCCCUUUAGGGGCUUUGGGGGGGGUCUGAUGAUUCCUGCAUCUUGGGGCCUGCUCCAUCCAUCCCACUGGGUUCUUGGACCCUGCCCCCAUCAUAGUCCUGUGUCUUCUCAGACAGGGUCAGGCCCUGCCUCUAUUCCAAGGGGCACUUGGUGCACAUUCCAUAAACUCAGCUGGUUCCCCCUCCCCCUUGAAACUCCAGCAGGUCUCUGGAAGCCAUUUGUAAAAAAGAAAAAAGAAAAAAAAAUUUUAAUACCAUUUAAUUUCCUGGUAAUUCCAAUUCUUUGGAGCAUCCUCUGCUGGGUCUUGGGGUGUGUGGACUGGAUUGGCUGGCUGAUGGGUUUGGAAACUCCUCCACCCAGGAUGAGGGUCUCCAAUUGCCUUCAGGGAAGUGGGAGUCUGGUUCAUUGUCUUAUUUUUUUUUUUAACUAUUUAAUUUUAAUUUAUUUUUGGUUGAUUUUUGCACAACGAAGUUGUAGCUUCUCACCCUCCCCUGCCCUGGGCUGUGGACCCUGACUGGCCUCGAUCCACAGUCCCACUUGCUCCCAUGUCCCUCCUUCCCCUUCACCCUCUUCCUCCUGCGGGCUCCAGGGUCUGUCCAUUUGUUACCGUGCUGUGCUGGGGAUUGGCGCCGAGGUGGCGUGAGAUUCCACUUGUGUAGAACUUUGUUGAGUAAAGAUCAGUUUCUUGUGAAA